GAACAAAACUCCCUCCCUCGCAGCCUCCCAGCACUUGCAAUGACGGAGAGUUUGCCUGAAGAGGCUAUGGGGAUUGCAGCGAGUGAAGAUGCGGAGCAAAGCGCUGGCGAAGCUCAUAAUCGCAGCUUCACAGUGGUGCUCAUGUCAGGCCGCCAGCAGGAGGUGUCGUGUAGCAACCUGGCCGACGUGGCCUCCCUGGAAGAGCGGCUGGCGCGGGAGUUCGGGUUGAAGACCUCCCAGGCGUGUCGUCUACUAGAUGCAGAGGGCAACCCCUUGUCCAGCAGCACGCGAAUAAAGGAGAUCUGGUGCGACCAGCUGAUGGCUAUUGUUUUUACAAGCUUCCGCUUUAACCGCACCCGGCCGGAGAACUUUACUACCCUCUCUGUGUCCAACUUCGGCAACAUGUCCGACAAGUACAUGACGGUGUCUGAAGAUGGGCGUGUGGCUUGCAACGAGAAGCAGGAGGAUGGCAGAGUCGAGUUCACCUCGUGCGUCAGCCCCGACCAAUUGCCCGUGAAGCUCCGAAUCUUGAUGCCGGACAGUAGCGGCUAUUCGCAUUACUUCUACGUGUACGCAGGAUCCCACAACGCGGCCGUGGAAGCCAACCAGGAGGGCGAGUAUUCGGUGACCGUCUCCAAAGACUCGCUGGCAGCACAAAGAGGCAGCGGCGCAGAGCCUACGUCAUCGCCACUUCCGCCAGAAAUGCAGGACCUGCCAUUGCACCUUGGCAUCUACCUUUACUCGAAGGGCAGCGCCAUGCUCGUCGCACAGGCCAAAGAGUGGGCAGCUGCCCUGUCUCUGCUGGCUUCAGUGAAGGCGCCGGACCGGGGUCUGCUGGGGGCGGCGCUGGUGGCCUGCGAGCGAAGCGCGGCCUGGCGCGCCGCCGCGCGGCUGCUGGGCGACGCUGCCAGGCGGCGCUUGCCGUGCGAUGCCGUGGCCUACGGCACGGUGGCCAUGGCCUGCGAGCGGACCUCUCACUGGCGUCGGAGCUCACGGCUGCUGGCGGGCUUAGCGCCAGAACACCUGGUGCCGGCCUUCAACACUGCCAUGCAGGGCUGCAGCUGGCGCCGGGCCCAGGAGCUUCUCUGGCAGCUGGCGCGCCAGACGCCGCCGGAUGUCAUCUCCUACAACACUGUGAUCAGCAGCUGCGCCAGUGCGCAUCAGUGGCAGUUGGCCCUGCUCCACUUCCGGCGCUUGCUCCGACAGGGGCCGCGACCUAGCGCUGUCUCCUUCAGCUCCGCCAUUGCUGCGUGCAGCAAAGGGGCGCAGUGGGUGCAGGCCUUUGCCCUGUUGCAGCAGUCGGAGGCCAAAAACCUGCUGAACGACAUCACUUUGGCCACGUGCCUGAGUGCGUGUGUGCGAGCUCGGCAAUGGCAACAUGCUGCACGCCUUCUGCAGAAACAGAGCAGGCAAGCGCCCGGCUCCGUGCUUCUUCCUGUAAUGCAGGGCCUGGCUGCAAGCAGCAACUGGCAGGAGGCACUGCACCUACAGCGCCAGAGUACUUCGGCGGAGGCCAGCUGCGCAGCGCUGGUUGCCUGCGCCGCAGUGGGCCUUUGGAGGUUGGCCAUCGCCCUUUUGGAUGAGCCACCCCGGCGCAGAUUGGAGCCGUUUGAAUGGCCUUGCUUGGCAUGCCAUGCAGGGUGCACUUUCACGGGCUGGACGCUGGCGCGAGGAUGUGCAUUCCGGCUGCAGGUGGAUGCUGAUGUGACGAACUUUCUGACAGCUGUAGCUGCGGGCGCCCUGGACAACUGCUGGCAACCCUUCCAGGGCUACGGCGUCCCUUACUCAGCGCAGCAUGUUGCACUGUAG
This is a messenger RNA of Effrenium voratum, 1809 nucleotides long. The record is from the annotation of a GenBank genome assembly. NCBI's taxonomy places the organism in Eukaryota, Dinophyceae, Suessiales, Symbiodiniaceae.